Molecule: messenger RNA, 2935 nt
Organism: Ceutorhynchus assimilis (cabbage seed weevil)
Lineage: Eukaryota; Metazoa; Arthropoda; Insecta; Coleoptera; Curculionidae
Source: the annotation of a GenBank genome assembly
CAAUUUACUUCUGUUCUGACAUUUUGCUGAUGUGUUUAUUUUUAUUAUAAAAUAAAAAAUUCGUGUCCAGUUUUUUUCUCAAUAAAAAUAGCAACAAAAUACAUUAAUUCACAAUGCCUCUGAGGUUAGAUAUCAAAAGAAAACUUACAGCCCGGUCUGAUAGGGUAAAAUGUGUAGACUUGCACCCCUCGGAGCCCUGGAUGUUGUGCUCCCUCUACAGCGGAGUAGUAAACGUCUUCAACUUAGAAAACCAACAACUAUUAAAAACUUUCGAAGUAUGCGAUUUGCCAGUUAGAGCAGCCAAAUUUGUCCCGAGAAAAAACUGGAUAGUUACAGGCUCUGACGAUAUGCAACUCAGAGUGUUCAAUUAUAACACUUUAGAGCGAGUGCACAAGUUUGAAGGGCACUCCGACUAUAUCAGAUCAAUUGUAGUGCACCCCACUCAGCCCUAUGUCUUAACAAGCAGUGACGAUAUGUUUAUUAAAUUGUGGAACUGGGAAAAGGCCUGGGCUUGUCAGCAAGUAUUUGAGGGCCAUUCACAUUACAUCAUGCAAAUCGCUAUUAAUCCCAAAGACAAUAACACCUUUGCCAGCGCCUCAUUGGACAGGACUUUGAAGGUUUGGCAGUUAGGCUCCACUACUGCUAAUUUUACAUUGGAAGGGCAUGAAAAGGGGGUAAAUUGUGUGGAUUAUUAUCACGGGGGCGAUAAGCCUUAUUUGAUUUCUGGAGCUGAUGAUCGUUUGGUGAAGAUUUGGGAUUAUCAGAACAAGACUUGCGUGCAAACUUUGGAAGGGCAUGCUGAGAAUGUUACUGCUGUUUGUUUUCAUCCUGAGUUGCCAGUAGUUUUGACAGGUAGUGAAGAUGGUACCGUUCGCGUCUGGCACGCCAACACCCAUCGCCUAGAAAGCAGCCUGAACUACGGUUUCGAACGAGUCUGGACCAUCACUUGCCUGAAAGGCUCCAACAACGUGGCCAUAGGUUACGACGAAGGCAGCAUAAUGGUAAAAGUGGGCCGGGAAGAACCUGCCGUCAGCAUGGACGUCAAUGGCGGCAAAAUCAUCUGGGCGCGGCACUGCGAAUUACAACAAGCAAACCUAAAAGCCCUGCCUGAAGGCGGCGAAGUCCGAGAUGGUGAAAGACUUCCUGUUGCCACCAAAGAUAUGGGGGCUUGCGAGAUUUAUCCUCAAUCAAUCCAGCAUAAUCCUAAUGGAAGAUUUGUGGUUGUUUGCGGAGAUGGAGAAUAUAUUAUAUACACUGCAAUGGCUUUGAGGAAUAAGGCUUUUGGUAGUGCACAGGAGUUUGUUUGGGCUCAAGACUCUAGCGAGUAUGCCAUCAGGGAAUCUGGUUCUACUAUUAGAAUUUUCAAAAAUUUCAAAGAAAAGAAACAGUUUAAAUCUGAAACUUCUGCUGAUGGGAUUUUUGGUGGCAAUCUUUUAGGGGUAAAAUCAGUGGCGGGGCUUAGUUUUUACGAUUGGGAAUCGUUGGAGUUAGUGAGGCGUAUUGAAAUCCAACCCAGAGCUGUUUAUUGGUCAGAAAAUGGCAACUUAGUUUGUCUGGCAACAGAGGAAAGCUACUACAUUUUAUCUUUUGAUGUGGAGCAAGUGCAAAAAGCCAGAGAAAAUAAUGAAGUCGCAGAAGACGGUGUAGAGUCUGCUUUUGAGGUUUUAGGCGAAAUAAACGAGAGUGUGCGUACAGGGCUUUGGGUUGGGGAUUGUUUUAUUUAUACGAAUGCAGUGAAUCGUAUAAAUUAUUUUGUUGGAGGGGAGUUGGUUACUAUAGCGCACUUGGACAGGCCUUUGUAUGUUUUGGGGUACGUGCCCAAAGAUGAUAGACUGUACUUAGCUGACAAGGAAUUAGGAGUUGUCAGUUAUCAACUGUUAUUGUCGGUUCUCGAAUACCAAACAGCUGUAAUGCGUAAAGACUUCACCACAGCCGACAGAGUCCUACCGUCAAUCCCCAAAGAACAUCGAACCCGUGUAGCUCAUUUCCUGGAAAAACAAGGCUUCAAGCAACAAGCCUUGGCAGUUUCCAGCGAUCCAGAACAUCGUUUUGAGCUGGCAGUAGCUUUAGAAGAUUUAACUACAGCCAGAGCAUUAGCAGUUGAAGCUAACAAUCCACAAAAGUGGAGCCAACUUGGUGAACUGGCUGCUGGUACCAACAAUUUGCAAUUGGCCAAAGAAUGUAUGCAAAAGGCCCAAGACUACGGUGGACUUUUGCUGUUGGCUACAAGCUCUGGAGAUAAAACGAUGGUGCAAUAUUUGGCCAAAACUACGCAACAAGAGGAGAAAUAUAAUUUGUCCUUUUUGUCCUACUUGCUUAUAGGCGAUUUACAAAAGUGUUUGGAUAUUUUAAUUGAGACUGGACGGUUGCCGGAGGCUGCCUUUUUCGCCAGGUCUUAUUUGCCCGAUAAAAUAUCCGACGUUGUCACUUUGUGGAAAGAAAAAUUGGCUCAGACCAAUGAGAAGGCUGCUCAAAGUUUGGCGGAUCCUAAACAAUAUGAAAAUCUUUUCCCAGGUCUCACUGAAGCUAUAGCUGCGCAGAAAAUCUUUGAAAAAACCGACCACCAAGUGCCAGCUCUCCAAGCGACAAAAGUAGUUCCAAAUUAUGAGAGAAACCUCAUUGCCGAAUAUCAAAAAUCAGGUCAAACUUCUACUAGUCAACUACUGCCCCCUAGCGUGACGUCAUUGCAACAAGAAGAUGAUGACGAUGACAUUGAUUUAGAUUUAGACGGUGUCAAUUUGGAUGACAAUAUUGACACAACGGACAUAAAUAUUGAUGAUGAUCUUCUCAGCGACUAAAAAAUAGCCCCCCACCAAGUGGACUUAUUAUAAUUUUUAGUAUUAAUAUUCAUUCCUCUUGAAUAAAAAUUAAUUUGUAUAUUAUUUUUUAAGCUUAAUAUUUUGUUUUCUUGUAAAUAAAAAUCUAUAGAACAGAA